Molecule: messenger RNA, 567 nt
Organism: Sorghum bicolor (sorghum)
Lineage: Eukaryota; Viridiplantae; Streptophyta; Magnoliopsida; Poales; Poaceae
Product: ethylene-responsive transcription factor 12
Exons: 1
Coding region: 1-567 (188 amino acids)
Biological process (GO): regulation of DNA-templated transcription
Molecular function (GO): DNA-binding transcription factor activity; DNA binding
Source: RefSeq, a predicted model, not a curated record
AUGUACGUCGCCGAGAUCAUGGACGCCGCGGGCCUCCGCCCGGUGUGGCUCGGCUCGUACGCGACUCCCGAGGAGGCAGCGUACGCGUACGACGCCGCCGCGAGGAUCGUGCACGGGGACAAGGCCAAACCCAACUUCCCCGAGCCUCCGGUGACGGCGCAGGUGGCAGGGGGAGGCGGCGGCGGCGUGCCGGCCGCCCACGCCGGGGUGCUCCCGCCGCUGGCGGGGCACGCUCGCGUGCGUGCGCCGCUCAACGGCCAGCAGCCGGCGCCGCCUCAGGCGUUCUACGUCCAGCAGGCAGCAGCGGCCUCUACACAGCACCGCAAGCUGCCGGUGUCGCAGGCCAGCGUGUCUGAUCAGGCCGUCGUCGGGGAUAACUUCACCGACGAUGGUGCGUCCUCGUCGGCGCCUGCACGUGUCCUCCAGUGCCACGGCUCACCUGCUCCAAGUAGAUCUGCCUGGUCGCGGCGGCCCGGGUGUGGCGCAGUAAGGAGGCAGAAGCCGCGCGUCAGGUGCCGACGAGGGGCUGUUAUGAUCGACUGUGAUUAUCUCAUGCGGUUCCUUUGA